This is a messenger RNA of Aphanomyces astaci, 572 nucleotides long. RefSeq lists its product as hypothetical. The coding region runs from base 14 to 490 and encodes 158 amino acids. NCBI's taxonomy places the organism in Eukaryota, Oomycota, Saprolegniomycetes, Saprolegniales, Verrucalvaceae. The record is from RefSeq and is a predicted model, not a curated record. The transcript is spliced from 3 exons.
GUCAAAUUCGACAAUGACAGCAUCGAUUGUGACGAGUGUCGAAGCGGCGGCGCAGGUGGACGUGGACUUGCGCAUCAAGCACUCCUGGAUGCUGACGUAUCCACACAUUCCUCUCUACGUGCAUGACGUAUGGAUGGACGUUGUGCAUCGCAAGGGCAUGGAGAAAUGGCGCGUCGUACAAUGCAUGUCGAGCUCUCACAAGUCGUUCGUCCUCGUGGGCAUUCUAUCUCUACAAGCCCUAACGGCUCGUACUUCUCUACCUCGUCGCGAUGCCGAUCCCAACGACCUCGACCGCGCCACUUGGACAGCAGUGAUUUGCCAUGCCGACCAUUUCCCCUUCGACAUGCGGGAGGUUGCCCAUGUUCGUUCCUCCAUAGCUCUGUCCUGCGACCUCGAUGCCCAGCUUCCACGACACCUCGUCCUCGCCAUCACGACCCAAUCUCCUUCGAGCACCAGCUACUACACUUUACACGACAGCCUUGUUGUCUAACAAUCCACUCGACUCAUUCGUAUCUCUCUACCAUCCAUCGGUCCUCUGAAACGAAAGCUCGAACAUAUGCAGGCUCAUCAUU